CAAAACAUUCAAAUUAAGAACCUCUUAUCAAAAUCUCGUGUAUCGUGAAACUAUCUUUUACACAAAUGUCUUUCAAAUAUUUUUUAAUGUGUUGCCUACUUCCACUGGUGUUAUCUCAAUAUCAAGAAUGUAAAUUUCCCGAAAGCGAUCCAGAGCAUACAGCUGCCAUUGAUCUCGUCUAUGGUAGAGAGUAUUGUGUUGAUAUGUAUGUCAAAUGUUCAAAUGCACACAGCGACACUUGUAUGGAAUUAUAUGAUAAAUGUCUGAAAAAUAUGAUAGAAGAGUAUAAAACUACUAUAUCAGGUUAUGAAGUUUCAAGAAAUCGUUUUAAUGAAGUUGAGGAAGAGGCUGGUAUGAAUUCAAAUUGUGAUUCAAUUUGCUUUUAUCAGAUAAUUUAUCGGAGAUUAUCGGAUGACCGUGUAUUCUGUGAAUAAAGGUGGCGUAACUAUUAGAUUGCAAUUAACUAAGUUAGUGCAUCCUUAUUGAAAUCUUUAUUCAUAUCAAUUUUCUAAGGACCCCAAAUGACUUCAGAAAUAAAAUCUUCAUUAAUUAGUUUUGCUUU
Messenger RNA from Lucilia sericata (common green bottle fly), 562 nucleotides. RefSeq lists its product as uncharacterized. The coding region runs from base 66 to 434 and encodes 122 amino acids. The record is from RefSeq and is a predicted model, not a curated record. NCBI's taxonomy places the organism in Eukaryota, Metazoa, Arthropoda, Insecta, Diptera, Calliphoridae. The transcript has 4 exons.